Molecule: messenger RNA, 5291 nt
Organism: Gastrolobium bilobum
Lineage: Eukaryota; Viridiplantae; Streptophyta; Magnoliopsida; Fabales; Fabaceae
Product: putative lysine-specific demethylase JMJ16
Exons: 12
Coding region: 1190-4969 (1259 amino acids)
Biological process (GO): chromatin remodeling
Cellular component (GO): nucleus
Molecular function (GO): histone H3K4me/H3K4me2/H3K4me3 demethylase activity
Source: RefSeq, a predicted model, not a curated record
UGUCUAUGUUGCUUCCUCAAUCGUCUUAUUCCUCCAUCUUGUUAGGGUUUGUAGAUUUUGCAGUUUGUCUUCAAUUCUUUACGCUCAUCGUUCUUAACAACAGCCAUCUAUAGGACUUCGAAAUUGUGCUUUCUUUAUUGACCUAUACUUUAUUGUAUUAACCCAUAUUUUCCUGCAUCACACCAUACAAAUAGAACAUCGCAAUUCCUCCACGAUUUCCUUUAGGAAUCUCGUGAUAGGGUAUGGUCUUUUGUUAGUUGUUAGGAUUUUAGCUAAUUGCUACAAAAUUGCUUGAUUAUAGUAAAAUUGACCAAGGUUUCUUUUUAUUAUUAUUAUUAUUACUAUUAUUGUUAUUAUUAUUAUUUGUAUUAUUAUUUGCUUGGUUUCCAUCCACUUAAAAAUUCCAAAUAAUUGUAUUGUAGUGAAUUUAUAAUGAUGUGUUAUGUUCUCUGAAUCUGUACAUAUAAUGGUAAGCACAGCUUUUGAAGAACCUUUCUACCUGAUCUUUUAGGUUAUAUUUGAGAUUCUGUCAGUGAUUGCUGAAUUGUUUCAACAUUUUUAUCUUAUGAUCUGGCUGUUGUAAUGUAAUGAACUAGGGAUUUGGUCCUGAGAAAGGGUGAAAGGAGGGUGAAGAGAAAUAUUAGAAGAGAAUAUGUCAGAAAGGGAUAAACAAUGUUGGUCAUUAUGUGCAUUUAGAUUAUGCAUUCUCCUACAUUAAGCUUUUCCCUUCAUUUGUCGAUUAGUCCUACAUGACCAAACAAGAAUAUCAACAAACAAGAACAUACUGAAGUUUCAAUAUGCAUUUGCUUUCGGAUCUGCCAUUCUGUUGGAUGAAUGUAAAUACCCUUAGUGAAAAUAAUUAUAGUUUUAGUCAGACAAUAUUAAGGAUAGAGAUUUUGACUAGAUAUCAUAGAAAAAAAAUAAGAAUAUUAAGAUACUAAGUUGCUUGUAUCUGUGUUACUUUAUCUGAGCUCUCUCUCUGUCUGUUUAUUGUGACAUAUUUAUGAUUGAUGCUCUCCAGCUAUUUAUGAAGUUAUGGGACCUAGAAUCACCUUAAAUCGCUAUGAUUUCUAGCUGUAAUAUUCUGUGGAAGUUCAGAGAUUGAACAAACUCUACAUCUUUCACUUCAUAAGUACGCUUCCUAUCAAAGGAAGACAAAUCAGAGACAUUAUUAUCUAUUGCCUCUUGCAUGAGGUUACUGAUGGGGACUGAGCUUAUGAGAAUAUGUGUCAAAGAAGAUAAUGAUGACUUUCCAUCAGUUCCACCAGGUUUUGAGUCAUAUACAUCUUUCUCCCUGAAGAGGGUAGAAGAGAAUGAGAAACAAGGCGAUAAGAAUAUGACCAGUUGUUCAGCCUCUACAAGUGCUUCUGAAUCACAAUCAACUCAGGUGGAAAAUGAUGUUGAAGUUCGUGGUACUGCAAAGGUUCCUAGAUCCGUUCGAGGAAGACCAUGGAUUAACUAUGGUCGGUUUGAGAACAGUUCAGAAGAAGACUCUGAUUGUGAGCGGCUUGAUCAAAAUUUCUCCUCAAGACCUUGUCUCCCCAGGGGAGUCAUCCGUGGAUGUCCAGAUUGCAGUAAUUGCCAAAAGGUUGUUGCCAGAUGGCGACCGGAAGAUGCCCGUAGGCCAAAUCUCGAGGAUGCUCCUGUUUUUCGCCCCACUGAAGAGGAGUUUCAAGAUACUUUGAAAUAUAUAUCAAGCAUUCGCGCCAGUGCUGAGCCAUAUGGAAUUUGUCGCAUUGUUCCUCCGUCUUCUUGGAAACCCCCUUGUCCUCUCAAGGAAAAAAGUGUAUGGGAGGGUUCUAAAUUUGCUACUCGUGUUCAGAGGAUUGACAAACUUCAGAAUCGUGAGUCAGUGAGAAAGAUAUCAAGGAUUCAAAGUAAUAUGAAAAGGAAAAGGAGAAGAUGCACAAGAAUGGGAAUGGAUAAUGGCACUGGAAGGGGACCUAAUAUGGGAUUUUGUGAAGCUGAAAGGUUUGGGUUUGAACCUGGUCCAGAAUUUACCUUAGAGACAUUUCAGAGAUAUGCGGAUGAUUUUAAGGCCAAAUACUUCAGACAAAAUGAUAAUAUAUCUCAUUUAGGUGCUAAUACAACAAUUUUGAAUGGCACCUUGGAGCCUUCUGUGGAGAACAUAGAGGGUGAAUAUUGGCGGAUGGUCGAGAAUCCUACUGAAGAAAUUGAGGUGCUUUAUGGAGCUGAUCUGGAAACUGGGGAUUUUGGGAGUGGUUUUCCUAGUAAGUCUAGUCAUGUUAGUUCUGCAUCACAUGAACAUUACAGAAAAGCCGGCUGGAAUUUAAAUAACUUUGCAAGGCUACCUGGAUCUGUACUCUCUUAUGAAAGUAGUGAUAUAUCUGGUGUUCUGGUGCCAUGGUUGUAUGUAGGAAUGUGCUUUUCCUCCUUUUGUUGGCAUGUGGAAGAUCACCAUUUAUAUUCCCUGAAUUAUAUGCAUUGGGGUGCUCCAAAAAUGUGGUAUGGUGUCCCUGGAAAAGAUGCUUGCAAAUUGGAAGAGGCCAUGAGAAAGCAUUUACCUGAACUUUUUGAAGAACAACCUGACUUGCUUCAUAAGCUGGUCACUCAGCUUUCUCCUUCUAUCCUUAAGUCUAAAGGAGUGCCAGUUUAUAGGUGUGUCCAAAACGCUGGUGAAUUUGUUCUGACAUUUCCUCGAGCCUACCACUCUGGGUUCAAUUGCGGCUUCAACUGUGCUGAGGCUGUUAAUGUAGCUCCUGUUGACUGGCUGCCCCAUGGGCAUAUCGCUAUAGAGCUGUACCGGGAGCAGGGACGCAAGACUUCUAUAUCCCACGAUAAGCUGUUGCUUGGGGCUGCAAGGGAAGCAGUACGAGCUCAAUGGGAGCUUAAUUUGCUGAAGAAAAAUACUUCAGAUAAUCUACGAUGGAAAGAUGUCUGUGGAAAGGAUAGCCUUCUGGCAAAAGCACUCAAGAUGCGUGUUGAGAUGGAGCGAGCAAGAAGGGAAUUUCUCUGCAGUUCUUUACAGGCAUUAAAAAUGGAGAGUGGUUUUGAUGCUACAAGUGAAAGGGAAUGCAACAUUUGCUUUUUUGAUUUACAUCUAUCUGCAGCUGGUUGUCACUGUUCCCCAGAUACAUAUGCUUGCUUGGAUCAUGCAAAGCACUUUUGUUCAUGCCCUUGGGAUUCCAAAUUUUUCCUCUUUCGUUAUGAUAUUAGUGAACUAAAUAUUCUUGUUGAGGCAUUGGAAGGAAAAUUGAGCGCGGUAUACAGAUGGGCAAAAUUCGAUCUUGGGCUGGCAUUAACUUCUUAUGUCUCAGUAGACAAGGAAACAAUACUUAAGGAAUUGAGAACGCAUUCGUCCAACUUGUCUCAUUCUUCCGGGGCCACUUUGCAUCCUUCAAAUAAAUUUAUUGAAGAUUCUCAGUUGAUAGAUGUUCCAAUAGAGAAUCAAGCAAAUCCAGCACAUAGCGAAGAUCAGAGCUAUCUUCAACAGAGGAAAUCUGCAGAAGCUGUGUCUCCUUUGAGUCACAUGAAGGAACUGUUAACAAUUAAUUGCUCAAAACCAACAUGUGAGGCGGCUAAUCUUAAUAUCUGUGUUAAUAAAGAAGGAUCUGUUAUUUGCAGAACAAAGUUGAGAACCCCUGGUAGUCAAUUGUCUCAAGAGGAUUCAUCAUAUGCUUUAUCUCUGCCUCUAGCUCAAAAUGGAGGUGAGAAAAGUUCACUCUACAGGCACAACAGUAUUAUACUUCUUAGUGACGAUGAAGAUGAUAAAAUGAAGAUGCCAGAUUCAAAUAGAAGGAAGGAUUCUUCUCAGAUGCUUCAAGGUUCUAGAGAUAAAGCAAGCCCAUGUAACAAUAUAGAAAAUACACACUUGACCAUCCCUGUGACAGAUGCUGCUGUGAUGGGUGAAAAGGAUGUUAUUGCAUUGCCUCGCAAAGAUAAAAGUCCUGACUCAACUCAGCUUUUGCAUGUGAAACAGGAAUGUCAUGAAAACAGAGGACCAGUUCUUGCUUCUACCCCAGUAGAUCUUUCUUUUCAUAUAGGUCUUACUAGUGCAGAAUCAGUUGGAAAUAUUCCAGCUUCUUCAAUAGUAGAGGCUGGCGGUCAUCGUUUGGAAAGUUCAGGGGUUUGUCCUGUGGACCCACAACCUUCUGGCACUAUCAAGGUUAAAAAUGAGGAUAAUGAUGAAAAGUUUGGAGGAUGUGCCACCUCUAAUGUAGCAGACAAUGUAAGAGCCAUUAAUGGAAACUUUUCUUGCAACCUAAACAAUAAUCGUCAGAAAGGACCUCGUAUUGCAAAGGUUGUCCGGCGUAUCAACUGCAAUGUUGAACCUUUAGAAUUUGGAGUUGUGCUUUCUGGAAAGUUAUGGUGUAGCAGUCAAGCUAUAUUUCCAAAGGGAUUUAGAAGCCGUGUUAGAUACAUAAGUGUCUUAGAUCCAUCCAGUAUGUGCUACUAUAUUUCAGAAAUUCUUGAUGCUGGACGUGAUCGACCUCUAUUUAUGGUUUCCUUGGAAAAUUGUCCAAGUGAGGUCUUCAUUCAUUUGUUGGCUACAAGAUGCUGGGAACUGGUAAGAGAGAGAGUGAAUCAGGAGAUCACAAAGCAACAUAAGCUGGGAAGAAAGGGUCUUCCUCCUUUACAGCCUCCUGGCAGCCUUGAUGGCUUUGAAAUGUUUGGGUUUUCUUCACCAGCAAUAGUGCAGGCUAUUGAGGCACUGGAUCGAUGUCGAGUUUGUAAUGGAUAUUGGGACUCACGGCCCUACUCCAGGCCUCAAGGGCAGUUUUCACAAGCUUACCAAACCGAUGUUAAUGGUGGAAAUGGUCAAGGGGUUCUCAUGAAUCAGCACAUGCCCGUUGGAGUUGUUGCAAUACUAAGGAACCUAUUUAAAAAGGUUAAUGCAGAAGAAUUGAACUCAUUGUAUAGCAUUCUUAGUGACAAUAUGCCAGCGGCUGACAGGGUCCUAAUAGCGCAACUUCUCAAUGAAGAAAUUCACAAAUCACAACCGCCCUAGGUGAUUGAUUAUUUGGACGGAAUUGUUCAUACGCCUAACCUUUUCUUAACAUGUAAAUUGUAAUUCCUGAGGUUGCACAUGCAAUUUCAUGCAACCUUAAUCUUUGGUUUUUUCACCUGAAUGGAAGUUAUAGAGAAAGGAAAAAGAAAUAAAAUUACACAAAGGUAAAAAGAAAGCCUAUUUCCCUUUUAAAUUUUGCUUAUUUCAAGUGGCAGCGAGGAUAGGAAGUUGUCGAGUGUCACUUUGGCUGCCUCAUCUGAAAGAGAGUAUAGGUACGAGUCCACAAUGUAAUAAUAUUUUCAAAUUUUGUCGUAUUUGGAAU